CCCUCCCGGCUCGCCUGGGCCUAUCGGAAGGAGUGGUGUGUGUGUGAGUGUGAGUCUGUGUGCGAGGGCAAGUGGGGAGGGGGACCCAGCUCAAGACCGGGAGGCCCUGCUCGCAGGUCUCGGGGCCGCGGUGGCGGCCAGAGCGCUUGGUCCGCAGGCAGCGGGCAGGUGGUCCUCCCUCCCGCCCCCACCCCGCGCGUGCGCGCCCCAGCCUCUGCCUCCCCGCCACCCUCUGGGCUCCCGCGCGGCGGCGGCGGUUCCUCUCCCCCUUCCGCCAGCCCUGGCUCCGGGGGAUCCCGCGAUGCCGGUCCGCACCGAGUGUCCCCCGCCGGCCGGUGCCUCGGCUGCCUCCGCGGCCUCACUCAUCCCGCCACCGCCCAUCAACACCCAGCAGCCCGGCGUGGCCACAAGCCUGCUCUACAGCGGCUCCAAGUUCCGCGGCCACCAGAAGAGCAAGGGGAACUCGUACGACGUAGAGGUGGUGCUGCAGCAUGUGGACACAGGCAAUUCUUACCUUUGUGGGUACCUGAAGAUUAAAGGCCUUACUGAGGAGUACCCAACACUUACAACCUUCUUUGAAGGAGAAAUAAUCAGCAAAAAACACCCUUUCUUAACUCGAAAGUGGGAUGCAGAUGAAGAUGUUGAUCGGAAACACUGGGGAAAGUUUCUGGCUUUUUAUCAGUAUGCAAAAUCGUUUAAUUCAGAUGACUUCGAUUAUGAAGAGCUGAAGAACGGGGACUAUGUCUUCAUGAGGUGGAAGGAACAGUUCCUGGUUCCAGACCACACAAUCAAAGACAUCAGCGGUGCUUCCUUUGCUGGGUUCUACUACAUCUGCUUUCAGAAGUCGGCAGCCUCCAUAGAGGGCUACUACUAUCAUAGGAGUUCAGAAUGGUAUCAGUCUCUCAAUCUAACCCAUGUCCCUGAACACAGUGCACCUAUCUAUGAAUUCCGGUGACAGCGGUUCAGAACAGCAAGCAAAUAAAACUGAACUUGGCAAAAAUGAACUUUGCUGAGAAAGUUGUGUACCUGCCAGAACCAGGAGAAGUGUGUUCCUGUUUCUUCACGAGCAGACUUGCUUCAGAAAGCAUGAAUGUUAACCCCCAGGAUCCACGGAGCAUGGCUGACCAGCGGGGCAGGGGAAGGGAGUGGUCUCCAUUCUUCCUCCCUCUCGGUAGUAGUUUGGUCUUCAUCUGUUUUUAAGCUACCUUACAUGCACUUUUCCUUCCUGCACAGCUAACUUCUGCAUCACUGAAAUUUCCAUAUUCCUUCCUCCUCCAGCCAAGUAGAAGAUCUGCUCCCAGAUCACUCUCAGCCUUGGUGCUCAUGGGCCCCAGGCCUCCCUCCCGCAAUGGCUUUGUCUGGUAGCUUAAGAGAAGGCAGAGCCCCCACACCUCUGUGCCCCCAGAGCUCUGUGCAGGGAGCUGGCGAGCUGCAGCAGUAUCUGCCGCCAGCGACAAAAGAGGCAGAGGCUGAGUGGUCCUUGCUGGGCCACCUCAGUCUUCAGUUCUGAUGGCUUCACAGGCCAACAGGUGCUGCUGAGCCUGGCACUGUUCACACUCAGUGGCUGUCAGGUUCCCUGGGCCUGCCGUCGGGGUCACUAAAUACAAGGCUUCCAGACCCCUGGCAGGAACAGAUUUCAGUCCUGCUUACUCAGUACAUUUGCUCUAAACUUUUGAACUUGAGGGCAAUACUAAACUUAAAAAUAAGAGUUUUUUAUUACAAAAUUAUUUUUAUGGUCCUUUUAACGAGGACCCCUAUGGCAAAUGCACAAUUAUUCAGAAUUACAUUUUAUCGUUUUCACAUUGAAAACAGCAAAUGUUGACUUAGUAAUUUUUAUAUGUAUGUGUAUAUUUAAUCAACCAGCAGUUUUGAAACUAGUCAUCCUGGUACAAAAGUUUUGCAGCAUUGCAUAAAUUAUAGUGCUAAACACCAGACUGUUUUUGGAGCCCAUUUAGCAUUUGUACCUCCUUCUUUUGCUACUCAAAACAACAGCGCUUCAUGGUCAGCUUUUCCAUGAGGCAGAAGGGGUUGUGAUUCUCCAAAACAGUUGGGAUGGGGUGGGAGGGAUGGGAGACAUGAACACGCUCAAAUAACACGAGGCUCCUGUGCCAAAGUGUGUGUGUGCGCGUGUGUAUGUGGUUUUUUGUUUCUUGUUUUUGUUUUUUGGGUUUUUUUAAUGUUUAAAAAGCUUAAUAGGUUGGCAUCAGUUGUAGCCUGCAAAUAUAGGCAGGGCUUUGGGGAAUUGGCAUUUUCUGGUGGUUCACAAGACUUACUCCUAAUACAAGAGGAAAAGCUUUAAAAACAAGAUAGCAUUAUAACCCACCAGAGCAGAGCAACCUUGAGGUUGCACAUCCACAGAUGGUGUAAGAAAGCGUAAAGCACUUCAGGGAGAGGAGCUGAGUGGUGGGACAAUUUUUUAUUAAGAAGUAACUUUCCUUUUAUUGACAUAUGUACUGUAUGUUACUGAGAUUGAAUGUUAGGAGACGCCUUAAAGGAGAAGUAUUUGGGGAAGUAGGCAGUGGGCACUUGUGAUAUAUAAAGUUUUGGUCCCAGGAAUGAGUACGGAGGGGCAACCCACUCAUUCAGUAUAGGCAGGGCCUUGGAUCCCUAAAAUAUUGCUUCUGUGACUUACGAAGAAAAAUAAUUCACAUCCAUUUCCAAAGAUGCAGCAGAAAAGUUUUCUUACUCUUAAAACUUAACAAGGCAUCAGAAUGGCUGGCUCUGGGCAAACCCAGCUGUGAGUCCUGCUCAUACUCACCAGGAGAUGCUCACUGUGGCUUCAGUUAAAUGUCGGAGCCACUGAGGAGGGAAGGGGGCCACAGGGCUCUGUGGCCUGUUCCUGCAGCUUGGGCAUCAUACUCUCAGUCUUCUGCACGGUGUACUGGGCAGUACCCCUGCAUUUCAUGAACCUCCUUGCCCCACUUGGAGCUCUGUGGGGAGAGGUCAUCCCUCAUGCUUGUUGGGGGUUUGUCCUGUGGCUCUGGGUGGCAAUUCAAGUGGGCAGAAGACAUCUGCCAACACUGCUGGUGUUUUAGCCAGGCAGGCCACAUCCUGUAGAGUUUCUUCCCUCCUUUUUAGUAGGCAAUGAAGUGCAUACCAUUAAGUUGUGUUGGGAAAAAUGAAGAAAUGAUACCUUUACUUCAAACACGUCUGUGAUGAAGAUUUGUCCACUUAAAAGCCUGCCAACUGAGGACAGGGAAGGGGUUAGGUAUUUUCCUCAUCCACAGUUAAGCUUUCCUGAACCUUCUCAGUGGUUCACACGCCUCUGAUACUAUGUGCAAUAUUUUUGGCUGACACUUGUAUCCAUCAUUGAGAAAUGAGCACUGACUGCAGAUUUCCUAUCUUUACUGAACAGCUCCCAGGGAUCUGUUUGUUCUUACCCACUGCUCAGAAAGCCUCCAUUCUGCUGUCCCCAACCGCUGCCCUCCUCUGGGUGGGACUUCCACCCACCCUUCCUUUUACAGUUUAGAAAGCGUUUCAGCUGCAGCCCAAAAGUAAUGAAACAAUGCCUGAUACUAAGUGGAAAGUCAGUUUGUGUGCUGGGUCUGUUGGUAAUGAAAUCACAGACUCUAAGGGAGCAAAGGGGUUUUUUGAUGUCUUUCAGAAGCAGAAAAUUUAUAUUCUCACUAAGGCCUUGAAUUGACUUUUUUUCCCUCAUAAAAUAGUUCAAUAAGCUAAUUUUUAAAAAGAAAUGCCAGUAAGUAUGUUGCAUUGUGGUUUAAAAUUACUAACAAGUUCUGGAAAAGAAAAAUAAUAUUUGAUUUUGAAUAUUAAAUGUUUUUAAAAAUUAGAUUUGAAUGGGUGCAAAGUAUGAAUAUUUUGUUUCUUUAUGGAGGACAUGUGAAAAGGGUGUGAGGAUAUGGGAUGGGAAAAGUAUUUUGCAGAGCUAUCAAUGUCCAAAUACUUUUUAAAAAAAAAAUAAAGGUAUUUAAGCAGUGA
Nycticebus coucang (slow loris) is the source of this 3939-nucleotide messenger RNA. It is a transcript of the gene GID4, whose product is annotated as GID complex subunit 4 homolog. The transcript is spliced from 6 exons. Gene Ontology annotation, cellular component: GID complex; extrinsic component of membrane. The record is from RefSeq and is a predicted model, not a curated record. The coding region runs from base 302 to 955 and encodes 217 amino acids. Gene Ontology annotation, biological process: protein targeting to vacuole; proteasome-mediated ubiquitin-dependent protein catabolic process; protein catabolic process in the vacuole. Lineage: Eukaryota; Metazoa; Chordata; Mammalia; Primates; Lorisidae.